Megalops cyprinoides (Indo-Pacific tarpon) is the source of this 657-nucleotide messenger RNA. Its product is annotated as claudin-4. The record is from RefSeq and is a predicted model, not a curated record. Gene Ontology annotation, molecular function: structural molecule activity. Gene Ontology annotation, biological process: cell adhesion; bicellular tight junction assembly. Gene Ontology annotation, cellular component: bicellular tight junction; plasma membrane. NCBI's taxonomy places the organism in Eukaryota, Metazoa, Chordata, Actinopteri, Elopiformes, Megalopidae. Bases 1 to 657 code for a protein of 218 amino acids. The transcript has a single exon.
AUGUACUCGGCAGGCCUCGAGAUACUGGGGAUGACUCUGUCCGUGGCGGGGUGGCUGGGGGUCAUGGUGGCCUGCUUCCUGCCCAUGUGGAGGGUGGCAGCGUUCGUGGGGCAGAACAUCGUGAUCGCCCAGGUGAUCUGGGAGGGCCUGUGGAUGGACUGUGUGGUGCAGAGCACCGGGCAGAUGCACUGCAGGGUGUACGACUCCAUGCUGGGGCUGCCGGAGGACCUGCAGGCGGCGCGGGCGCUGACCAUCGUCUCCAUGCUCCUGUGCGUGGUGGGCAUCAUCCUCUCGGUGGCCGGGGCCAAGUGCACCAACUGCACGGCGGACGUGGCCAGCAAACCCCACGUCAUCCUGAGUGCCGGGGUCGUCUUCAUUGUUGCUGGGCUGCUGGAGCUGGUGGCCGUCUCCUGGACCGCCAACGUCAUCGUCGCCGACUUCUACAACCCGCUGCUGGGAGAGACGCAGAAGAGGGAGUUCGGGAACUCACUGUACUUCGGCUGGGGCGCGUCCUCCCUCCUGAUCCUAGGGGGAGCCCUUCUGUGCUGCUCCUGUCCGCCCGGGGCGAGGGCGCCGGAUUUUGGAGGGUCCAGGGUGGAUUACUCAGCCGGAAAGCCAGCCUCUGCCACAGGGCAGGUUCAUAAGGACUACGUGUGA